Messenger RNA from Eutrema salsugineum, 2208 nucleotides. RefSeq names its product pentatricopeptide repeat-containing protein At4g04370. Gene Ontology annotation, cellular component: intracellular membrane-bounded organelle. The record is from RefSeq and is a predicted model, not a curated record. Gene Ontology annotation, molecular function: RNA binding; protein binding. The coding region runs from base 28 to 2208 and encodes 726 amino acids. Gene Ontology annotation, biological process: RNA modification. NCBI's taxonomy places the organism in Eukaryota, Viridiplantae, Streptophyta, Magnoliopsida, Brassicales, Brassicaceae. The transcript has a single exon.
UCCUGGUUCGAUCAUAACCAUGGAGCUAUGAGCAAACCUUCUUCUCUGCUAAACUCUACCAAGACCUUCAACUCUCUCAUCAACCAUUUCUCAUCUCAUGGCGAUCACCUUCAAGUGCUCUCCACAUUCUCUUCCAUGCUCGCUAAUAGAUUCCAACCAGACGCAUUUACUUUCCCUAGUCUUCUCAAAGCCUGUGCUUCUCUUCAGCUCCUAUCUUUCGGUCUCUCGAUUCACCAGCAAGUUCUCGUCAAUGGGUUCUCUUCUGAUUGCUACACCUCGUCUUCACUGGUCAAUCUCUACGCGAAAUUUGGGAUCUUGGGUCAUGCUCGGAAACUAUUCGACGAAAUGCGUGAGAGGGAUGUGGUACACUGGACUACAAUGAUCGGUUGUUACUCACGCGCCGGGUUUGUUGGAGAGGUGUUUUCUUUGGUUAACGAGAUGAGAUAUCAGGGGGUUAAACCGGGUCCGGUUACGUUGUUGGAAAUGCUGAGUGGUGUUUCGGAGAUUGUGCAAUUACAGUGUCUUCAUGCCUUUGCGGUGGUUUAUGGGUUUAAUUGUGAUAUAGCUGCGAUGAACUCUUUGUUGAAUUUGUACUGCAAGUUUGGUCGUGUCUUAGAUGCUAAGGAUUUAUUUGAUCAGAUGGAGCAACGUGAUAUGGUUUCAUGGAACACAAUGGUUUCAGGAUUUGCAAUUGUUGGUAAUAUGACUGAAAUUUUGAAGCUUUUGUACAGAAUGAGAGAUGAUGGUUUAAGACCAGAUCAGCAGACAUUUGGAGCUUCACUUUCCGUCAGUGGAACAAUGUGUGAUCUUAUCAUGGGAAGAAUGAUACACUGCCAAAUUGUAAAUACUGGUUUCGAUGCAGACAUGCAUCUCAGGACGGCAUUGAUGACUAUGUACUUAAAGUGCGGAGAGGAGGAAGCUUCGUUUCGAGUAUUCGAAACCAUUCCCGAUAAGGAUGUUGUUUGCUGGACAGUCAUGGUGUCAGGACUUGUGCGGCUAGGUAGAGCGGAAAAGGCUCUGAUUGUUUUCUCAGAAAUGUUAGAUUCAGGAUCAGACCUAUCGAGUGAGGCAAUAGCUAGUGUUGUAGCAGCUUGUGCUCAAUUGUGUUCUUUUGAUCUCGGCUCUUCGGUUCAUGGUUAUGUACUGAGGAAAGGACAUACACUAGACACUCCUGCGUUGAAUUCUCUGAUCACAAUGUAUGCAAAGUGCGGGCAUCUGGACAAAAGUUUAGCUCUUUUUGAACGGAUGAAUGAAAGAGACUUGGUUUCUUGGAAUGCAAUUAUCUCCGGAUAUGCCCAGAACGGAGAUUUGUGUAAGGCCUUGUUAUUGUUUAAAGAAAUGAAGUUUAAAACCUCGCAACGAGUUGAUUCAUUGACGGUUGUCUCCCUUUUACAAGCCUGUUCAUCCACUGGAGCUCUCCCGGUAGGAAGACUGAUGCACUGUAUUGUAAUCAGAAGCUUUAUCAGUCCGUGUACAUUGGUUGAUACGGCUCUGGUUGAUAUGUAUGCGAAGUGUGGCUACUUGGAAGCUGCACAGAGCUGUUUCGAUUCGAUCUCGCAGAAAGAUUUUGUCUCAUGGGGCACACUCAUUGCAGGGUAUGGUUUCCAUGGUAAAGGGGACAUUGCUUUGGAAAUUUACUCAGAGUUUCUUCGCUCUGGAAUGGAGCCAAACCACGUGUUUUUUCUAGCAGUUCUCUCAUCUUGUAGCCAUAACGGAAUGGUUCAGCCCGGUUUGAGAAUUUUCAGUUCAAUGGUUAGAGAUUUUGGUGUUGAACCGAAUCACGAACACCUUGCUUGCGUGGUCGAUCUUCUAUGUCGAGCUAAAAGAGUAGAAGAGGCGUUUAAGUUCUACAAAGAGAGCUUUACAAAACCAUCAAUCGAUGUCUUGGGUAUAAUACUUGAUGCUUGUCGUGCAAAUGGGAAAACAGAGCUCGAAGAUAUAAUUUGUUUGGAUAUGAUCGAGUUGAAGCCAGUAGACGCUGGACAUUACGUUAGGCUUGCACAUUCUUUUGCCUCGAUGAAGAGAUGGGACGACGUAAGUGAAUCGUGGAAUCAAAUGAGGUCUCUCGGCUUGAAAAAGCUCCCGGGAUGGAGCAAAGUCGAAGUGAACGGGAGAAUCACAACGUUCUUCAUGAAUCAUACUUCACAGUCAGAUGAGACUGUGUCUGUGUUGAAACUUCUUAGCAAGGAAAUGAAGCAAAUCCAAUAA